AUGACGCCUGGACCCUCCUUUACAGUGCCUAGCACUUCCAGUGCAGCUGCAGUCGAGGCCGACCCUCUCGCAUUACCAUUUGCCAGCUCGAGCGCUACUCCAGAUCAAGACCAAACAACCAGCAACGAGAUCGCCACGUUCAGCAAUGAUGGCGCUCGAGAAGUUUCUACCGAUUCCGGCAGCAGCAACGACGGUCUGAGGCGCGCUGAAACCAGCCUAGCCCAACCCAAGCACUGCGCUCGGUGUGGACAGCUCCUUGAUGCCGGUCCAUCAUCACAAGAUCGUCAGCCACCGCUGCCUCGCACUCCUUCCUCGGCCUCCAUCUCGGCACCCAGCCCUUCCUCGUACGCUUUUGCUCCCGACUCGAUUCGCUCACAGCAUCGCCUUCAGCCCAACCAAAGCCUCACAUCCGCAAUCAACGCUGCUGCUGCCGUCGCCCUCUCCCGUCAUCUCGGCCCUGACGAGUCCGUCUUGACCGAUGCAGAUGGCCACGCGAUCUGCUUUCAGUGCGCUGCUCAACUUGCGGGCCAGGCUUCGUCUCCUGUGCAAUCCGAGUCCACGCCAGCUUCUUUGCAGGCCACGAAUGUCCAGCAGCCACCAGCCACUCCUUCCAACAGCAGCAGCAGCGCGAUCGCGCCCAGAAUUCUAGAGUCAACCGCUCCCACGCUAGCUCCAGGCGCCAGCAUUCCUACCAAUGCCCCUCAGAUGCAUCUCACUAUCUCGGUCGACAACAUGGGAGCAGGCGGUGAUGCCACACUCGCUCCAUCCGCCGACGAUAUUCACAUGCAGGAUCCUUCCAGCUUCCCACCACUUGAGCGCGCACCCAUCGACUCUGCUGUGAUGUCUUCUGCUUCGCCGUUGAGCGUGGCACGCUCAACGAGUCGUGGCAGGAUUCGUUUUGCAGCCGCUCCAGGUCAACAACACGCCGCCGGCCACAGGGAAGCUUCUGCUUCUUCAUCCAUUUCUGCUGCUCUUGGCAGAUCGGGCAGCUUCUCCAGAAGCCUCAGCUACAAUGGUCCAGAGAGUGUAAGCUCUUCCUCUGCUCCUGUCGUCGUCAGCUUCCCCCCGUCGAUCGCAGCCACUCCUGCGUUUGAGGCAGCUCCUGUGCUUGCCUCCUCACAGCCCGCUCACCCUUUUGCAUCUUCUGCGUCUCUGCCCGCUCAUUCGUCACAAUCACAGCAAGCAUCAGCAACGUCGCAAGGAUCUACAUCGCACAGUCAUGUGCCGGCAGCUGCAGACACAAUCACGACAGGAGUCAGACAACGCCGGCCAUCCUCUGCACGACGUCUCAGUCGUCCUAGCUCUUCUUCUUUGGGUCCCACCACCACGCCUCUCGCGGCCGUCGGCGCUUCGGGCGCCACUGCCGCUUCAGCAUCAGUAGCGGCAGCAUUGUCCAACAACGACGACAAUGAUCCCUUCGGACCGGGUGCAGUGACACGGCCACGGCUCAGCCAGCUUUCGACGCACGUCAUCGCAGACGAGCUCUACAAUUCGGCGAGGCAAACCCGACCACCUUCACUCGUCUCAUCUUCCACAUCCACAUCAUUGGCCACAUCAUGCGCACAGCAUGCUGCUGGCAUUGAUCCCUCUAGAUCAGUGCGAUACCAUGCCGACCCGCUAUCGUAUUCUAGCUCUAACUUGGUGCCGCAGACGGCAUCAGCGGAAAAGAGGCGAUACGACGAAGCUCAAGGCAUGGACAUUGAUAAUGAUGAGGAAAAAGUGUCAAUGGGUUUGGCUGCCAAGUUGGGCGACGUACGUUGGUUCGACCCGUACGAGCCUGACCCGCUUGCCGAGCUGUCACGCCUGCGCAAUCCGCCAAAAGGCCGAGGAUGCCUCUACCCAGGCGCAACUUUCAACGGUACACAAAAGUCGGGCCGCAACUCGUACGACGUCACCGUUCGUGUCGUCAAUGUGGACCUGGAAGCUUCGCACCUCUGCGGCUAUCUCAACAUCCGCGGACUCACGGAGGACUGGCCCGAGCUCACCACGUACUUCGAUGCCGAGAUCAUCGGCGAUCGGUACGGAUUCGUGACGGGCAAGUGGGGUGCGACUGAGGCAGACGACCUCAAGCACUGGGCGCGCUUCCCGCCUUUCCGGCCGCUUCGAUCGGCGCUGUCUAAACCGGGGCUGCGGUUCAAUCAUCUCAACAAGCCGUUCGUGUUCAUGCGCUGGAAGGAGAAGUUUUUGGUGCCUGAUCACAGGGUGAGGGAUAUCAAUGGGGCGAGCUUUGCUGGUUUCUACUAUGUUUGUGUGGAGUUGGGUGAGAGUGCGGGGCGGCCUCCUGCUGCUGCUGCUGGUAGCCAGACGAGGGGGAGGAGGGAUAGCAAUGUUUCGAUGGCGAGUACUACGACGGGCGGGCAUUUGUCGCCUGCUGGCUCGCCGAAUCUUUCCCGUCCGUCUGCCGCAGCGGUCGGCGGUAGCCCGUCGAACUCUCUAACGGGAACCGCAGUCUCGGGCCAGCAAUGGUAUGCGGCGCGCACGCAACGCCGACGAGAGCUUUCGCUCUCUGCGCCAUCGUACCCUCUGGCGUCGUCCAACGCGCAGCUCGCGCAUGCGUUCCAUCAAGAACAACAGCAGCGCCAACAACAGUCCGCAUUCUACGAUCCGAUCUACCACCAUCACUCGCCGCACGACGGGAUGGCGCUGCCGUCAGGGCCGGGGUUCUGGCCAGCGUCGCCUACGAGUCCGCACAUGCCGCUAGGGGGUGGUGGUGGCGGGGAGGAUGUGUUUGCGAGCAUGUGGCCCGACAUGGAGGUCGAGAAUGGUUACGACGACGUAGGCGCCUUGGGCAAGAUGUCGGGUUUCUACUUUCACGAGAAUUCCGAACCGUACCAGCAGCUCAGUCUGCAUCAUACGGCCGAAUCUUGCUCGAGCAGUUUUGAGAUGCGCUGA
Messenger RNA from Sporisorium graminicola, 2892 nucleotides. RefSeq lists its product as uncharacterized. The record is from RefSeq and is a predicted model, not a curated record. Bases 1 to 2892 code for a protein of 963 amino acids. Lineage: Eukaryota; Fungi; Basidiomycota; Ustilaginomycetes; Ustilaginales; Ustilaginaceae. Gene Ontology annotation, cellular component: nucleus. The transcript has a single exon. Gene Ontology annotation, molecular function: ubiquitin protein ligase activity. Gene Ontology annotation, biological process: proteasome-mediated ubiquitin-dependent protein catabolic process.